AUGAGAAUCGCCCGUUUCGCUUUUCGUUCCCUUACCGACGUAUCUUCCCUUAGACCAUGUCCUCCUAUCGUUUCUAGAAGCCUCUCGACCAACGCUAAAGAAGAUCCGAGCCAGAAUCGAAACUCUUUCGAGUCGUUGGACGAUUUUAUGUUUGGCGGAUUUACUGGCAACGAUGAAAACAGCAAUGGUUUCUACAAGCAUCUUGGUAAGGCGGAGAAAGAUAAGCGUGAUUACACAGGCUUUAAUAGAUCAUCAAGCGGGUCGAGAUUCUCCGGUGGUGGCUCCUCGAACAGGGACGAGAGCUUUGAUCCUUCAUCAGAUGGCGUUGAUGGAAAAUUGAAAGAAGCUGCACUGUUUAACAACUUGGAAGAUGAUGAAGGCGUGAAGGAUGGGUACUUUUUCAGGCCCGAUUUCAACAGGUUUGGCGUUAAUCACUUCCCUAAGGAUUUGAACUAUAGAAAGCAGAUGCAAAGACCUAGACAGAAUAACAAGUCUGAGGUAACUACCAAGCAAGUUCUGGAGAACGCUGAUUUCAGGAAUGUUAGGUUCCUUGCACAGUUCAUCACUGAAGCUGGGAUCAUCAUUCAGAGGAAGCAGACUGGCAUUAGCGCCAAGGCACAAAGGAAGAUUGCUAGAGAGAUCAAAACAGCCCGUGCAUUUGGGCUGAUGCCUUUCACAACAAUGGGUACAAAGGCGUUUACAUUUGGGAAAACCAUGGAGAACAGAGACCAAGAUUUCGAGUAUGAAGUGCUUGACGAUGAAGAGUAUGACAAUGCACCUGAGUGA
Messenger RNA from Arabis nemorensis, 786 nucleotides. The record is from the annotation of a GenBank genome assembly. Lineage: Eukaryota; Viridiplantae; Streptophyta; Magnoliopsida; Brassicales; Brassicaceae.